Molecule: messenger RNA, 1656 nt
Organism: Drosophila simulans
Lineage: Eukaryota; Metazoa; Arthropoda; Insecta; Diptera; Drosophilidae
Gene: Pex7
Product: peroxisomal targeting signal 2 receptor
Exons: 4
Coding region: 368-1387 (339 amino acids)
Biological process (GO): protein import into peroxisome matrix
Cellular component (GO): cytosol; peroxisomal matrix
Molecular function (GO): protein binding
Source: RefSeq, a predicted model, not a curated record
CAACACGACAAUAAGAUAGAACCAUAGAAACUAAGGGAAAACUGCAAACAAGCUGCUUCCAGGGGUUGGUCUAUUUUCUGCGCAGUUUGCCACUUGCCCGAGCAAAUUGGCUAAUGUCAAGUAUCUUUUUCCGAUUCCGACCUAGUGCGAGGUCAUCUGGCCAACUGUUGAAUAAUUGGGCAUGGCAGCUUGCAGCUGGAUUAGCAUCCGAUUCGGUGUUACCGGGUUGUUAUCAAUUGGCCAGUCUUGUUCUCUCUUAGCCAAACAUCAGUGGUCAGCAAGGGGAAACCUUAGAUGUUUUUAAUUUUGUUAUGGAUCAAAUGUCGAUAUAUUGAUUUUAAAGUGAGAGUUGAGAUCUAGAACCAAGAUGCAGACACAGACACACACCACCACAGACCGACAUGGCUAUAGCCUGCGCUUUUCGCCUUUCGAGGCUAACUACUUGCUGCUAGCUACAAGCCAACUGUACGGUCUUGCUGGAGGUGGUUCCCUCUUUCUGCUGGAACAGAACUCCAACACAAACUCCUCAUCCACAGAUGGCCAGAGUCUCGGAGAGCUGUGCCGCCUAGAGUGGUCCGAUGGAUUGUUCGACGUCGCCUGGUGUCCGUAUGCCGCCGAUAUCGCCGCCACUGCCUCCGGAGAUGGAUCUCUUCAGAUAUGGUGCGGAUUGGACGGCGAAUCGGCGAGCAACCAGCAGACGCCGAAACAGCCGCUGAUCUGCCUGCAGGAGCACAAGAAUGAGGUGUACAGCCUGGACUGGGGCGAGAAGUGGAACUACCACACCCUGCUCUCGGCCAGCUGGGAUUGUACUUUGAAAUUGUGGGACUGCAACAGACAGAACUCCAUCACCACCUUUGUUGGCCACAACGAUCUGAUCUACGGGGCUAAGUUCUCGCCCCUGAUCGCCAAUCUGUUUGCAAGCGUAAGUACCGAUGGACACCUUAACUUAUGGAAUUCUCUUGACUUUGCAGGUAAACCCCUGAUGAGCAUCGAGGCACAUGCGAGUGAGGCACUUUGCUGCGACUGGUCGCACUUCGAUCGCAAUGUCCUGGUCACUGGAGGAUCGGAUGGACUGAUUCGGGGCUGGGAUCUGCGCAAGAUGAGGACGCACGUCUUUGAGCUGUACUCCGGAGAAUUCGCUGUCCGGCGAUUGGCCUGCUCACCGCACUCGGCAGCGGUCUUGGCAUCGGCCAAUUAUGAUUUUACCACGAGGAUUUGGAAUCUGGAACGUGGCGAGUCCGCCCAGGAGGUCAAUGCCCGGCACACGGAGUUCGUAUGCGGCUUGGACUGGAAUCCACACAGGACCCACCAGUUGGCCGACUGUGGCUGGGACUCGUUGGCCAACGUUUAUACCCCGCAGUGUCUGAGCGGUGAUUUGGUCGUCUAGGUUGGUACAGGGCAUGCCCACAACUGGAAACUGGAACUGGUACUCCCUAAAUACCGAAAACACAUGUGAUAAGGCGCUAGUGGCGUCGAAAUAGCCAGGCCUACAAGCGGUGCACCGUUAAUACGAUAGCUGAGCUAUAUGCAAUGCCUAUAAGGAACUGUAAGGACUCAUCGGCGCAACGAUGACGUGUAAAUAGCUGUGUGAUAAACGCUGAACGGGCUAAAACCUCAAGCAGGUGCUUCAAAAUGUCAAUAAAAGCUUACAUAUAU